This is a messenger RNA of Kluyveromyces marxianus DMKU3-1042, 1158 nucleotides long. It is a transcript of the gene PAN5, whose product is annotated as 2-dehydropantoate 2-reductase PAN5. Gene Ontology annotation, biological process: pantothenate biosynthetic process. Gene Ontology annotation, cellular component: mitochondrion; cytoplasm. The transcript has a single exon. Bases 1 to 1158 code for a protein of 385 amino acids. Gene Ontology annotation, molecular function: 2-dehydropantoate 2-reductase activity; NADP binding. The record is from RefSeq and is a predicted model, not a curated record. NCBI's taxonomy places the organism in Eukaryota, Fungi, Ascomycota, Saccharomycetes, Saccharomycetales, Saccharomycetaceae.
AUGAAGGUUUACAGCAAGCAAGCGCAAACGAAUAAUCAAAAUAUGACAGCACAACCAUCUGUAUAUAUACUAGGUUUCGGGGCUAUUGGAAGUCUACUCGGUGUACAUUUGCAAAAGUAUGGUGGGACUAAAGUGACGCCAUUAUUCCGGUCAUUAGGAAGACUCAGUGAUUUUAAAACGAAUGAUUAUGAGGUGUCAAUUAAGCCAUUGUAUGACAGUAGCUUAGAAAUCUUAACUGAGAGAUUCCCCGACGCAUCGUGUCCUGAAAACUUCAAAGGAAAGAUAGAUAACUUGAUAGUUACAUGUAAGACUUAUCAAACGGCAGACGCGUUGAGGCCAUUUUUGCCAUACUUGGAUAACAAUUCGAAUAUCAUUAUGAUUCAGAAUGGGUUAGGUGUUUCUGAGGUGUUAAAGGAGCAGGUUUUUAACGGUGGCGACCUGAAGCCCAAUUUGUUCCAAGGUGUCAUUGCACAUGGUAUAUUUCAGGACUCUGAGAUUAAGAAUCAGUAUAACCAUGCCGGGUUCGUCGAUUGUAAGAUAUCGAAAUUGCCUGAGAACGACAACGAUAUCAUUGAGACUUUUGCUGAUUUAGAAGCCUUGAAACAGAACGAAUUAAUUAAAAUGCUCAAUUCGCUCGAUCGAUCGUUGGGAGUGGUUCAUAUGACCUAUCAGGAGCUUUUAUUAGGACAAUUAGAGAAAUUCUUGGUCAAUUGUUGCAUAAACUCUGUUACUUCCAUUAUAGACUGCAUGAAUGGUGAAUUAGCAAACUGCGCAGGUCCCAUUUUCCAGUCUAUCAUAGAGGAAGCCAUUAAUGUGUUCCACACAGCUUACAAGCCGUUGUUCGACUACGAAGACAUUUACAAAGGUGCAAAACACGGUCAAUUGCCGAAGCUAAACGUAGCAGGCCGUUUGAAUGUGACAACAAUGUUAGAGAACACAAUGCACGUUGGAUGUGUUGUGAAUGGGGGCAAUUCCAGCUCCAUGAGACAAGAUGUGUUGAACCUCAGAGAAACAGAGAUAGACUAUAUCAACGGUUACGUCGUGACACUCUGCAAGAAAUUCUCUCUCCCUGAAUCCAAUGCCAAGGUCAAUCGCACAAUCCAGGAAUUGGUCAAACUCAGACUAAAGUUGAAUCAGACAAGAAAGGCUGGUCAGUAG